This is a messenger RNA of Rotaria socialis, 396 nucleotides long. NCBI's taxonomy places the organism in Eukaryota, Metazoa, Rotifera, Eurotatoria, Philodinida, Philodinidae. The record is from the annotation of a GenBank genome assembly.
AUGCCACUUGAUGGAAGUAGUACGGAAUUGCUUAAUACGCAGAAUUCAACUAAAAAGAAACGUUCAAAUAAAAAAAGACGACCUAAUCGAAAAUUACCAUCGAAAACAAGACUUUUAGAUGGAAAUGAAGCUAAUGGUCAAUCAUCUAGUGGCAUUAAAAAUGCUCUUAAUUCAAAUCGAUGUGAUUUAAAUAAGUUAACACCAGCUAAUAUUGCUUCUCUUCGUUGGGAUAAUACAUUGACUGAUCCAACACUAGAAAAUGAACGUAUCGAAAGGUAUAAAGAGCUUCGACGGCAACGCUACAUAGAUGCUCGACAAAAUGCUAUUCAAAUACUUAUGGAGCAAAUGCACGUAACUGCGACGAAUGCUACAACUAGUUGUCCUGGAAAUGAAUAA